AUCGAAAUAUGACAAAGAAAGAUAUUUUUUAUAUUUUAACUAAACAUUGAAAAUUUAAGUUUCUUAGAGAUAAAUAAGAAAUAAUGGAAUUGCAGAUAAAGUAAACGUGUAAUUUAAUAACAACUUUAUUAAGAAAGCAAUAGAUAAAUUCUAUAGAAAAGAUAAAUAUGUCAAAUACAAAUUUAAGGUGUAUGUAAAAGGCAAUACGAAAACGGGAUUUAAACUGGGAACUCACGGAUGGUCACGUGAGCAUGUGUGUUAUAAUGGCCGACUUCGCGAUUCACUUAUCAAUUUUCUAACUUCACAAUUGUUAUGUGUGGCAUUUGUUUGCGCUGAAGUUUGUUUCUAGUGAAUUUGUUAUUGCCGUGGCUAAUUUGCAGUGUUGUGAUUUGCUUCGGAAAAAAAGAAUUCGUUUCACAUGAGUGUGUCAUUUUGGUGAAAAAUUGGCAAAUUGUUCACAAACAAGAUGAGAUUUUUACGGAUUAAUUUUGACGAUAGCGAACAUUUUUUCCAACGUCUCUUGCUAGGUUAGGUUACCUGGAAUAAGAAGCUUUUGCAACAGCGCGAAGCGGUUUGAAUUUAACUUCGAGUUGACAAAGUAAACUAUGGGCUCAUUAAAUCUUGUAUGCCCGAUGUGUUGUGGCGAAACUUUCAACAACCCUCAAUCCUUAAAGUACCAUUUAUUAAGUAUAACAGACAAUCUUUAUUGUCCUGGCUGUUCGCAACGUUCUGAUUCUGUGACGGCACUCAUUCAACAUUUAGACAAAUGUCAACAAGGUUUGCAGCGCAAGAUAAAACCUGAAGUCAUAAUGGACACAGCUCGAAAAGUUUGCAAGGAGUCAGAAAAUAGAGCAAAUAUUUUAGCGGUUAGUACAGAUAAGAGCAAGGAUGUUAAGGUACAACAGAUGAAUCGAAGCUUUCUAGCAACUGUAAAUGACACUGGAAUUGUUAUAGUUGGUGAUCCGCAGACAAUACAAGUAGAUGAGAAUGGAGAAAUUAAAGUUAUAGAAAAGCUGGACUUGGAUGAAACGCAACCAGAUCAAAAUUCUCUGGAUUUCAAAAUGUCUGAAAGUUUUUGUGAUAUUAGUGGCGGAAAGCAAAGAAAACCACAAUUAUCUCAAGGAUUAGUGGCUAUACCUGUAUCGAGUUGUGUUGCAGAAUGCAAAGAGACAUCACUAGAUAAGAGUAUGGUUGCUGUGUUAUCAGAAAAUUCCAAACUCUUGGAUAGUGACGUUACAACCUUCAUUGAUGUAGAUCGCAUAAACGACGUAGGGGAAUUUGAUGAAGCUGGUCUUUUGCGUGUCAAACAGGAACUGUGCGGGAUGGAGUCAGAUGCUGUAUACAGCUGUACCAGCUGUGACACGAGUUUUAAUUCUGUCUUGGAGCAUAUUAAGCAAUUUCACGACGGCCAAGAAGUCCUACUAGAAAUGGCGGAGCAAUUUGAUGACCUGACGAAGACAGUACCUGUAAGUUCAAUAUCUACAGUACCUGAAAGCUCGGGAAAUAUGGUUAAUACACGGCAAAGACAAACUAUGAAUACGCUGCGCACGGAGGAGUGCAUCGACAGCGAAGGUAGGCUCUAUACAAGGAAAGUAGUACAGAUUGAGAGAUUUUGGGACCAGAUGCCAAUUCAAGUCGCGACAUCACAAUCAGCGAAGGCUCCGAUGAUUGAGAAAUUCUUCUCAAAUGUGGAGGGCAUUAAGGUACGGGAAAAACGCCUGGCGGCUGCACCAUUGCGAAUGUACAAGUGUAAUCAAUGCUCGCAACAGUUCUCGAAAUUAGGAAACUUUCGAGUGCACGCCUGUUUACAUGGUAACAAUCGCUGCGAAUAUUGCGAUCAAAGCUUCGCGACUCCUAAGGCCUUACAGCUUCAUACGAAAGUACAUGAAAAUAAGGCCGAUCCUAGCCAAAAAACGUUUAUUUGUACAGCGUGUGGCACAGAGUUCUGUUCUCAUAAAAGCUUGCGAUUACAUUCGAGAAUGCACGCUCCUGUGAGGGCUAGGCACGUCGAUGCACCCGAAGGAACUCCUUCAGCAACUUUUACUUGCCCCGAAUGCGGUAAAAUUUUUUCUGAAUCUUACAAAAAUGCACACAUGGCGCUGCACACGGGCGAUUCGGUAACGUGCGCUGUCUGUAACAGAAAAUUUGAUUCCUCGGACAGUUUAGCGAUGCAUGCAGCGGUGCACACUGAGCUGGUGCCUCCGCAGUCACCCACUUCAUCCGUCUUGAUUUCAGUCUCAACUGCUGGAGAAACAGCAGCAGUGACAACGACGACGUUAGUAACCACAACUACGACUACAGUUACAACAAUAACAACAACAACAACAACAACGAGAGCAAUAGCAACAACGACGGCGACGUCGACUUUGACUACGACGGCUACGGUGACGGUAGAAGCUAGCGAAAGUCAAAAACCUUAUCAAUGUCAGCAUUGUGGUCGUAGAUUUACUAGACCUCACGAAAAAGUUAAGCAUGAACGAAUUCACACCGGAGAGAAGCCACACGCUUGUGAGGUUUGUGGCAAGACCUUUCGCGUAUCUUACUGUCUGACCUUACACAUGCGUACACACACGGGUGUGCGACCCUAUACUUGUCAACACUGUGGGAAACGUUUUAAGGCCUCUUCCGUCUACAAUCAUCAUAUGUUGACGCACGGCGAUGCGCGUGCCUACACUUGCCCGUACUGCCCGAAGACGUUCAAGACGCGAGUGCAACUUGCUGGCCACAAAAAUAGUCACACAAAACCGUUUCGGUGCACCGAGUGCUCGCGACCAUUCGCAUCGCUCUAUGCUGCUCGAUCACAUAUUCAGACGCACAAGAAAGACAACAAUCUCAAAUAUAGCUGUUACAUAUGUGGUGCAUCGUAUGGUCGAGCAUUCGCCCUUAAGGAUCACCUGAAGCAACACGGUCAAAACGUUCUAGCGCCGCCGGAGCCAGCGCGCGAGGAAGAAGUGCACGAGGGUUUCUUGCUCGGUGAGGAAGUAUCUGAUAGUGACAAACGCGUACAUGCUCGCCUUGGAGUCCCGUCAUCUACACUUCCUGUUGAGCCUACUUCUAUGGACGAUGUGGAUACCGAUUGAAAUGGAUUCUAGUCGAAUUAUAGCGCCUGAUUUUUCGUAUAGAUCGAAAAAUCCGCGCGAAUUUUCAGACACUGUGAUCACGCGGAUAUUGGCCUUAUAUCAAACCUUUGACAGAGGUCUGCGAGAAUCGUUAUAUGUCUGCGCUAUUAUACACAUCAUUUAGCAAAUUUUCUACCAAAAUUCGCAAAUAAUUGCUUAUACGUAAUCAUUGUUAAUUCGUUCAUAAAGUUGAAUCGUUCAUAUUUCUUGAGUAGUGUUUGCCAGAUGGCUAUUUUUCGGCUAUGAAUAUGCUGAUUUGAUUUAAAGUUGUAAAAGUUCAUCGCCAAAAAUGUCGAAUCUACGAAUCUUGUAAAUGUUAUAUUAUUUUAAUUAAUAUUGGACAUAAUUAUGCAAUGUGCGAUCAAGUUUAAAAGCUAAUUUUUGAAGUAUAACUUUAAAAAACGUGAGAAGUAAAAUAUUUAGAUAUUAAUCCUGUGACAGUUUUCUUCAGAUAAUAAUAUAUACUAGUUACACGUUGUUUAACUAUUAAUAAUAUACACUGAUUACGUUCCUCUCUCUCCCGCAGUAAAGACAACUUAAUCACCGCUUUGCGCUGCGCUAUCAGCAGCUGUGAAACUGUUAUAAGAUUUUUUGCUAAACGACAUCGAGGGUUUACGCUUCUCCAAAAUGUUUACUAAGACGACUGCUUAAUAAACAUGUCGGAAAAGUAUAAACUAUCGAUGUCGUUCAGUAAAAAAUUGCAAAGCUGACAACGUAGCACAAAGCGCUAAUUAACUGUUCUUUUUGCUGAACGUGACCAUUUUAAAGCAUAUUUUAAAAUAUAAUAAAAAGUAACAAAUUGCACAUGGUUUCAUAUUGCAUAAGAUCUAUGUCCAAUUAAAAUAUUGUCCAAUUCGCGACUUACACAGUAAAGUCUGUGACAAUUGAUACAGUUUAAAUUUCAAACUGAACUCUAAAUAUGUGUGUGUGUGCGUAUAUGUGCGUAUAUGUACGCUUUUUCCACAUUACAUAUAAUGGAUAUAUUAUUUAUGUAUGUUUUUUCCAUAUAGUAUACACAUAUAUAUUUAUAUGUCA
Molecule: messenger RNA, 4154 nt
Organism: Odontomachus brunneus
Lineage: Eukaryota; Metazoa; Arthropoda; Insecta; Hymenoptera; Formicidae
Product: zinc finger protein 208-like
Exons: 7
Coding region: 606-3080 (824 amino acids)
Source: RefSeq, a predicted model, not a curated record